Messenger RNA from Ceratosolen solmsi marchali, 4671 nucleotides. RefSeq names its product DOMON-like domain-containing protein nahoda (gene nahoda). The transcript has 18 exons. Bases 240 to 4094 code for a protein of 1284 amino acids. The record is from RefSeq and is a predicted model, not a curated record. Lineage: Eukaryota; Metazoa; Arthropoda; Insecta; Hymenoptera; Agaonidae.
UGUAAUAGUUGCUCGACAAAGAGCAGCUCGUGUCCCCAUACACAGGCACACGCACACAUCGCAACUUCGCAUAGCCGGUGUCCCUUACCCCUUACGCGGCUGUUCGCCAAACUUGAUUUCAAUUGCCGGUUUGUUGCAGUUACUGCCCCAUGAGGCGAGCUCCUCGAAACCGGGCGAGGAGCGCGCGCCGAUCGACUGGACCCAAUCAGCCCCGCUAAUAAGAGGACAAAGACGCCAUAAUGAUGCCGCUCCUGACGAUUUUGCUUGUACUGGGCCUCGUGGGGGAUGCUGCCAGGGGACACGUCGCCCUCACCUUUCCGCGCGCUCGCAUCUACGACCUCGACUUCCUCGAUAAUGCGAGGACGCCCGGACCGUGCGGCAUGCCCAAAGGUGACAUCAAGACCUCGUUACUGUCUGGAAGUAGCUUCAACGUGACGUGGCACUUGGCGUAUCCGCAUAGGGGAGGAUUCAGAUUGCAGAUUUUGGACGCCCUGGACAGGCCUCUAGUCGACCUUACCCCAGUAACUAAGCAAAGCGAAUUUGUCGAGAAUGAUGUGACGGCUCAAAGCUACCUGGUGGAGUUGCCCGCGAACUUCACGUGCACGGACUGUACCGUCCGAUUACUCAGGGAAGCCGAGGAAUGGGGAACCUCUUAUAGGUUUUGGUCUUGCGCCGAUAUUGAUAUCGUCGAUAGAAAGUCAUACAGGGAGGAUUGCAGUGGUCACGGACGUUCGGUGUUGGGCCGAUGUAGGUGCGACAGGUUUUUCCAUGGUGCGAGGUGCCAGUAUCGGGAGGAAUGCCUCGAUGACUCGGACUGCGGCACCCAGGGGGUCUGUAUCGACAACGGCGGCACCACGGCUCCGACCAAGCACUGCUACUGCAACAUCGGAUGGUUCGGGCCAGGAUGCUCGAAACGCUCGGUGAUGAAGAACGUCGACCUCGACCUCGAGUCUUACACAAUGAAGCGCUUUUCCGAGGACUUUACCUUCUACUGGCGCAUCCUCAAGGACACAAACGAAUUCGAGGGCGUAGCGGUGGUGAACGGAAGUUCGUGGGUCGGGGUGGGCUGGCGGCCGAGCAGCCUCACCUCGGCCUGCAGGGCGAUCCCGGAGAUUCGCGAGCGCGGCAAGAAGGGCGGCCCCGAGCCCCUACCCCGUCCGGAGCCCAAAUCCGAGCCGGAGCCAAACGCGGAGCCGGAACAUAAGACGGAGUCGCCGGAGCCGGAGCCGGAGCCGGAGCCGGUGUCGGAGCCAGAGCCGGAGCCGGAGCCGGAAAUCAACCCGGGGACGACGCAGCUCAAAUUCGGAGGCAACAACAAGCGCUCGGCGAAGCACGACGCCGGUGUCACGCCUCGGCCCGGCAGCGACGUCACGGUCCAGACGAGCGUAACCUACCGCGUCAGCACAAAGCAAGGUCGCAGGAGGAGAUCGCCUCAGCCUGAUCCUCAACCAACCGGGGAGCCAGCCAGCGAGCCCGAACCCAACUCAGAGCCAGAACCUAAAACAGAACCAGAGCCCAAAUCUGAACCCGAAUCCAAAUUUGAGCCACAGUCUAAAAUCAUUUCCGUAAAGAAAUCCGUGCAAGAGUCUAAAUUUGAACCGAAAUCCGAGCCCGAGCCAAAAUCUGUACCCGAGCCACAAUCCAAACCAGAGCCGAAUUCCGAGCCCGAGCCGAAAACCGAACCCGAGCCGAAAACCGAACCCGAGCCAGAUUCCGAGCCAGAACCCAACUCUGAGCCCGAACCAAAAUCCGAACCCGAACCUUCGUCCGAGCCUGAAUCGAAGUCCGAACCCGAGCCCUCGUCAGAGCCCGAGUCGAAAUCCGAGCCCGAGCCAAAAUCCGAACCCAAUUCGGAACCCGAACCAAACACAAAACCAGAACCCAAUUCCGUGCCUGAGCCCAAGUCCGAACCCGAGGCAAAUUCCGAACCCGAGCCAAAUGCCGAGCCCGAGCCAAAUUCCGAACCCGAACCGAAAUCCGAACCGGAACCUUCGUCCGAGCCCCAUUCGGAAGAUUCGAAACGACAGUCUAAUGCAAAAUCAGGAUCACCCAAAGUGCAUGGACUUCAUAAAUACACACCGAAACACGAUUUCAAUCCAAUGGACUGUACCGACAUCGUAAUUGGUACGGCCCGUGGUAUGAGGCAUCGGAUUGGUGAUUAUUACACGCGCGACAGAUCGACGCCGCGUCUCGACACUUUCUGGGGCGGUAAGGACAGUCUCACGGCCGCCAUGGGCUUCGAAAAGGACGGGCUCACGACGAUCCUCUUUAGACGAAAACUCACCGCUGACGAGCACUUCAGUGACCACGAGAUUAUCGAUGGAACGAUGCAGGUGAUUUGGGCUAGAGGCCAGGAGGCGGGUAAAUACGUUCACGUCCCGAGCAGUGGCAUUGAGCAGAGUAAGGCUAGUGUCAAGGACUUUUACAAGCCUGACGAGCUUAAGUAUCACGGGCACAAAUCCCAACGAGGCGUCACAGCCAUUAACUUUUUCGAGGAAAAGGGAAGAGAAGAUUUCGGCGGUGGUGUAUCAUUAGAAGGAGGAGGCUGCGGAGGUGAGUGGCAUUACCCUAGGCAUUGUGUCCCGGAAAAUAGUACUUGCGAAUACAGCAUCAAAUGGUUGUAUAAAGCACGAAAGGAUGAGAUUUCUUUCACAAUUGUAACAAAGAACAUCGACACAUGGACGGGCAUUGGAUUUUCAAAAGAUGAAAAAAUGUCACAAACGGACGCUAUCCUAGGUUGGGUAGACAAAACAAGCGGAAGGGCAUUUUUAAUGGAUACUUGGAUUAAUGGCUACAAUUCUCCUGUUCUCGAUGCCUCGCAAGAUAUUUUCAACUUCAGUGGUCGAAUCGAGAAUGGUGAAACCACUUUGAGAUUUAGUAGGAAGAGAGCGACGAAGGACAACCGUGAUUUAUCCUUUACCGACGAUCAGUGCCUUCAUCUUAUGUUCCCUGUCAAGGGUGGCACCUUCAAUCCCGUAAAUAAGAAAAUUCGCAAACACGAAACUGUGCCAAUUGUUUCCGCACAGAAGGUCUGCAUAAAGUCCUGCGGAAUAGAUGAAGAGGACGAAGACGCGACUACUCCAUCACCACCAAGACUAUUUUACGACGUUGAAGUCAGACUGGUAAAUCUUGGCGAUGGCUAUAAAGCUCCAUUGCCAGGAUCUCUCGACUUCCAAGACAUCUCCAAUACAAUCUCUGGAAGUUUCUCGCCGACUCUCGAAAAAGUUCCCGGAUUCCACCAACUCAAUCUGAGCGAACUCCGAAAGAACGGUAAUGAUGGCAUUAUUGCGAAACUCAAGUUGGCAAUGGAUAAGAACGAGAUAAAAGGACGUGCUUUGAGGCCUGCGGAUACAGCGGCUAUGGCCGAGGCUGCGCUAGUUGAAGCCCUCGGAACUGGAAAAGUUGGAGCUCUUAGCGUGGAUCCGCAUUAUCUCGUCGUUCACUCCCAUCAACUGAACGACUUUGAGGAGAACGACCUUGAUAAGCAAGGGAGCGAAAAUUCGCUAAUGGCAGGACUUUUAUUAGGCCCAACAAAACUCUACAUUGUUAUCGCGUGUCUUGCUGCACUGCUGGCGCUCGCAUUACUCCAGGCUAGCUGCACCCUCUACAAGGCCUCGAAAAAACGAACGACAAAGGAUCGCUUAAUCGCCAAGAACGCCUGGAGAGACUAUUCAUCCAGUGCGAACACUAACUUUGCCUUCGAGGCCUUUGAGACCGAGGAGAAAUCACCUCCGCCCCCAGUUUCCAGUCUCUCGAGACCACGAGAAAUGAUGAUGAGUAAUGGGCAUUCCGCGGACAAUCACAAUCAUCAGUCUCCUCAUCAUAAUCUGCCCGGGCCCAGGGCUACUUACAGUUUGCCACGAGCACCCGGGCCAAGGCAAUCCUCCGGCAUCUCUCCGAAUUCGGGCCCGACGCAAGGAUACUACACCCAGGACCGGCGGAAUAUACCGAGAUACAGCAAUAAAGGGUCCGGCGGCCAUCACACUGGGACUCUACAGCCCCAACCGGACUUCUACUUCAUGCCAAGUCAACGAAAGUACAGCGGUGAAGUCGUGCGCGUAUACGUCGAUUACGGAAAUCAGAAAUCUAAAUAAAAACUGUCUUUUUGUAUUGUUUUGUUUUGAUUUUUUUUUUGUUUUUUUUUUGUUUUUUUUUUUGUUUUUUUUUUUUUUGUUUUCACGCGACGAUGAAUACAUGUGCUCUCGAUAUUCGACUCGAAUUAUAAAAAGGUAAUUGCGCGACUAUAUGCCGAGGAGAGAUUCAUAUGGAUCAUUUAAUUUGUAUUGUUAUAAAACGUAAAGCAGUUUUGAGAUUCGCGUAAUAUAUUCGGAAUGGAACGGAAGGCGCGUAAUUUGCUUCAAUUCUCUUCACUCGCCGUAAAUUCUUAAGUCAUUAUAUAUUCUUAUUUAAAAUUACAAUUCUCUUUCAAACUCUUGCUUAAUCGAAUUUUGCAGUAAUAUUGUAUAUACAAUACUUAUUAUGAUUGAAAGUACGUAACGUUGAUUUAUAUCUUUAUUAAUAUGAUUGUUAAGCGAAUCGUGGUAUCAUUAUUAUAUUCGUAAAAGAGCUAUCUUUCACGACUCAUUGUAAAAAUGCAGAAUCGAACUCGGUAAUUUUAUUUCUCGCUUAUAUUGUUAAAAAAUUUAGACUCGAAGUUGAAGAAGAAAAACA